AUGGCCAAAGAUUUACUCAAACAAGAUCUGUAUUCAAUUCUGGAAAUAGCAGAAAGUGCAACAGAGAAAGAAAUCAUUAGCGGUUAUCGUAAGAAAGCUCUAAAAUGCCAUCCAGACAAGAACCCCGACAACCCGAAAGCUGCUGAGUUGUUCCAUGAACUAUCUAAAGCUCUUGAAAUACUCACCGACACAGCCGCUAGAGCAGCGUAUGAUCAGACGAGAAAGGCCAAGAAAGCAGCGGAAGCAAGAAAUAAAGUGCUUGACUCUAAACGAAAGAAGUUUAAAGAAGAUUUGGAAGCUAAGGAGAGAGCAUUAUUGGAACAGACGCUGACACAGAAGACAGAAGCAGCAGAGAAGAAACUUCAGCGAGAAAUAGAGAGAUUGAGAAAAGAAGGUUCAAGACUGCUUGAACAAGAGCAAGAGCGGCUGAGACAGGAAUUAAAACAGAUGGUUGUUGAUGAAAGCAGUCAGCAGCCUGCACAUGGAGCAGACGUGGCUCGUAUCAAGUUAAAGUGGAAAGCUCAGAAAGACGAUCCUAACAAUGGAGGAUACAGCACGCAUUUACUCCAGAAUAUUCUUAGCUCAUAUGGACGUAUUAGUGCGCUGAUAGUUUCAAGUAAACGAAAGGGUAGUGCUAUUGUUGAGUUUGAAGAUGCCAGUGUGGAUUCAGAUAUUUUAGACGAGUCGGGUUUGACAGAAAAUCCAUUUACAAUAGUGUGGCUUUCUGGAAAACCUGUUGGCCACAAACCUGCGUCUGCAGUAGGAGGUUUCACAAAUAGUGCCUCUGUGGACUCUGUAGGUUUUAUCCACACCAGUUUCGUUGAUCCCAGCAGUAGAGCUUCAGAAGUAGUUAAUGAUGGGAGCAAAGCUUCAGUUUAUGUGGAGAAUUCAGAUAGGAAUGCUGCAAUGUCGGACAGGGAUUUUGAAAGUCUUGUUUUGAUGAAGAUGAGACAGGCAGAGGAGAGAAAGAGAUUGAUAGAACAGAUGAUGAAAGAAGAUGACUGA
Messenger RNA from Candidula unifasciata, 1005 nucleotides. The record is from the annotation of a GenBank genome assembly. Lineage: Eukaryota; Metazoa; Mollusca; Gastropoda; Stylommatophora; Geomitridae.